ACUCCAGCGUUCAGACAUUUCAGUGUUUUGGCGGGUGUUGAACCGUUAUACAAUUUGUGUGUUUGGCGGUGUGUUUUUGCCGGCUAGCUUGAAGAAAUGUAUUAAUGUCCGUGUGUUCCAGCCAGUUUCGAACAAAACAUGAAUGAAGGAAAGAAAAUCUGUUCUAGAAGAAUAUUGUCAGCAGUUACGUGGACUAUAAUAUUUGAGAUAUUGUUAGCAUGUGCUUUCCUCGCUGUUAUUCACUUCGAUUUCUGGAGCCCCUUGACAUGGAUGGUGGAUGCUGUAACUGUGCUAGUUUCACCAAAAACCUGGGUAUUUUUUAUUCCAGUGAUGACGUGUACGGUUUCAUUUGGAUACCUUCAUGGCUCAGAGUUUGCAAACGUUACUCCUUAUACUCCAAACAGAAUAUCGUGCAUUCAGCGCACUCUCACGUUACAUAAUGGUUGUUUGGCACUGUCACUUUUACUGCUUAGUACGUUUUCAUCGUUUUUUUAUUUAUCGGUAGUUAACGAGAGGUCCCCCAGUACAACAGGAACUGGUGGAAGCUCUGUGGUCGAAGAAAAUCUAUACCUCAUUGUUGGUAGCGUGUUUGUGGGGGUAUAUAUUUUCUUAACAGAAUGUAUAUUACGAGCGAAUGCUCUACAAUAUCCAGUUGUGCAACAGUUGAGGUUAAUUCAAAUCAAAGAAGAAUUUCUCAAUCUAUUGAAACAAUCCAUAAUCAGAAGUAUAUCACCAGUUGUAAUGUUUGCCGUUUUGUAUUUCAUCUUUGGCAGUGCUUUAAGAAAUUGUAUAUCAAACCUCUUGUCUUUGAAAAUUGCAGGAAAUGCAUCUUUUAACGUCAUGGCUGUAUUUUACUUUUAUGGGCUGACAUUCUUUUAUGUUUUUGCUGUCACAGCAGGCAAAUACUUGUUAAACUUGCAUCUUACUGAAAGAUAUGUGUUUCCAAUUGUAAUAAAUGAGAGCAACACAGACAAAAUUAAACUUGCAGACGCCAUGGCUCUGCAACAGUUACCAUUAAUACAAAAUUUGGCAUAUUUAGACCUCAAGUUAUUAGCAGAGAAAGACUUGUUACGUCGACAGCAAUUAUAUAUUUUAAGUCAACCUGGUGGUCAUCCAUACAACUGGAAUGGGGUUAUUUCAGAAUGUAUAAAGUUAAUUAAAUCAUACACAGAAUUUAUCAAUUUAGCUUGUAUGGAAAUGUCUGGAGAAAAAUGUGGUGGCGUAUCUUCACAAAAGAGAGAGACUCCACAGCCAACAUUACCUAAAGCUAACAGUGUGUCCAUGCGAAACUUAUCUUUAGUGUCAUUAAAUGAGUCUGUUCAAGAAUCCGUGUCUCCACUUGGUAGUAAUAUUUCUUUUUCUGAUGCAAUAAAGUCAUACUGGACUCAAAUUGUAGAUUACAUAUGCAAAAAUACUGUGAUUUCAUAUUUUUGUGGUGUUCUCCCAGAUUCAAGACUUCACUGGACCUUAUCACAAGCAUACCCUGUUAUUUGGGCAGCUCAAGGACUAGCUUUUAUUACAACAGCAUCCUUCAAAGAGGAUGAUUAUGGUAUUUCUCUCAGAGACCUUCCUAAUAUAAUAAUCUCUCUUGUUAAUCUAAAUAGGGCUGUAAUAAAAAUACCAAAGUUUGUUGUGCAGAAAAAGACUAGGUACGUGGAAGCAAGAAGCAACAGAAUGAAACAAGCACUCAAAAGUGCAUUAGAACGCAGUCUCUUCAAGCUAAUUAUUACAUAUGACAUUUAUUUGAGGGAGAUAAAGCUGCCAGUUGAUAUCUUCCAAGAGCUGCAGAAUUUUAGGAAUCAGCUGGAAGGUUAAAUAAUGCAAAGUACUUGCCACAAGAUUUUUCUUGAAAGUAUGUUUUUGUGAGCUUUACAUCAAGAAAAUUUUGCUCAAAAUGAAAUUAAGUCUGAAUACAAUUUAUUGAACAUCUAAAUGUUGUCUCUUUCCAAUAUGUUAUGUAUAUUUUUACUUAUGAUGUUGAAUGUGUGUGUUUGUAGUGAUUAAAUGCUACAACUAUUUUGUAUGUUUUAUAAGGUCAUUGUUGCAAUUUUAAAUAAAAUGUGAUUUUUUUUUUCCUUA
This is a messenger RNA of Schistocerca piceifrons (Central American locust), 2079 nucleotides long. RefSeq names its product nucleoporin NDC1 (gene Ndc1). Bases 139 to 1815 code for a protein of 558 amino acids. Gene Ontology annotation, biological process: nuclear pore organization. Gene Ontology annotation, cellular component: nuclear pore transmembrane ring. The record is from RefSeq and is a predicted model, not a curated record. Lineage: Eukaryota; Metazoa; Arthropoda; Insecta; Orthoptera; Acrididae. The transcript has a single exon. Gene Ontology annotation, molecular function: protein-macromolecule adaptor activity.